UUGAGGACCUCCAUCAGCAGCCGCCUUUGUUGUCUCAGUUUGCGGUAUGGCUCGACAUGAAACUUUCCGAGUAUAAGCUGCAAGGAGGCAUGCGACUAGAUUCCCACGAGGUAGUAUCUCAUCCGGACUGGAUGCAGGGAAUAAAAUGUCGCUGUUUGCUGAAUGUGUCGUCGAAGAUACAGCACUUGGUUCAGGAGUCUGAUUUUGGAAACACAGCCUGGAUGUUUCCCUUACUAAGUCAGGAGGGAGAGGAUGGGAAGCACAGAUUCCAGGACCUGUUUGUUGAUGACCAAAGGAUAAAGAGAAACCGCAGCGGAAGUUACGAGGGAAACACAAGAAAACGACCACAAUGCAGCUCGGAUUUAAGUGAGAAAGAUUCUGGUACCUUUGAUGAUCUGGACGGUGGUUCGCUUAUUGCCGAACCGAACAGAAGCUCUUCGGGCGACCGAAACAUCUUCAGCUCCGCAUCUUCUGGGUUUUACCCAACUCCCUUGUCUAAACGAAUCAAGACCUCUCAAUCGAGCUUCCAGGAGUCUUCACCGUCCCAUGCAGCCUCAACAUUCCUCUCAAACUUGGUGAAGGCAUCCUCCACGGAAGUAGAACCCAGCCCCGAAAUUUUCAUGACUUUGCCCGUUCAACCAGUGAACUCUCCCCUCUCUCAGAAAGACGAUAUGAACUGUCCGAAUUCACCAGAAAACGAAGAGGUUGUUAGUGACUGUGCCUCUGAUGUAGGAUCGGACUCCAACGAUGAAGUUGAUGAGGAAGAUGAAGUUGCGGACAUGACAGAGGUAGAUGGAGACCAGAUGCCAAAGAUUGUGUCUGUUACAUCUGUGAGGCCAGGAUCAUCGUUUUCUGUAUCACCCCUCAAAAGUUCCAAGGCCAAGGCCAAGUGGAAAGUCCAUCGUAAAAUGCACUGCCCACAAAAGAAGACCAGAGUGGUGAGAAACUACUCCCGGGAAUUCAAAUUAGCCGUUGUCGGCCAUUCUCUGAAGAUGGGACCGAAAUCCGCCAUGAUUGAAUUCGAUAUAGCCAAAUCCAAUGUGCAACGCUGGACAACGCGAGUUGUGAAGUCUUGUCCGUACACUGGUCUGGUCAACAGGCCGGAGUUGCUUGAGAAUGUGAUCAAAGCUGAGCGAGAUGUGGCCACCUGGCUGAGAGACGCAUAUACACAUUCUGGUAUGGUCAGUGUUCAUCAGCUACGGGAGAAUGCUGUGCCAAUAUUCAGAUCUGUGUAUCCCGAGUUUAAGCUGGAACACAUCUGGCUUCUUCACUUCCUGGCCAAGUAUAAGCUAAUCAAUUGUGUGGAUAUCCCUUUAGACCCAGAGGACUCCAGCCAGCUGAUUUCGUCUGAGGACGGAAUUGAGCUGUAUUAAAUUAUGAGUAGAUACUUAAGUGGAUUACCACACUUACACUGAUUUGGUGCCAGACGGUAACUCUGCUUUUGAAUCAUGCGCAUGUGCUAAGUAUUGUUUUACCAGUCAUAUCGGUGUUUGCAUUCCAUUAACAAAGAUGGGUUAAUAUUUCCACGCGCAUGUGCUUAGUAAUGUGCUUUACAGGUCAUAUCAAUGUUUGUAUUCCAUUAGCAAAGAUGGGUAAAAUUGUCCUCUCUUCCUUUUAAACGUUUCAAAGCAUUUGUAAUGAAGUGGAACCAUGUAAUCAAUAAUAUGCAUAUUAACAUGGGUAAUACAUAAUUUAAACCGGCAUGCUGACGUGUUCAGAACUCAUUGCCUAUAAUACAGGGUAUGACCACUGACCUCAACAUGAUAUGGUGUGUAUUGUAUUGAGUUUUACACUGUCUAUAAGAACCCCCUUCACUGUUAUUGUUCUUAAAUGCCAUUAAUAAA
Liolophura sinensis is the source of this 1844-nucleotide messenger RNA. RefSeq lists its product as uncharacterized. The coding region runs from base 57 to 1373 and encodes 438 amino acids. The transcript has 3 exons. Lineage: Eukaryota; Metazoa; Mollusca; Polyplacophora; Chitonida; Chitonidae. The record is from RefSeq and is a predicted model, not a curated record.